AUGUCCGCGCAAUUGACGUGGACCUUGCGAGAACUCCAGAAGCAGCAACAUGACUCGUUGGCCGCGAUGGACCUCUUGAGGCAACAGCAUGAGGAGUGGCAGCAGUGUGUCACCACUUUGUUAGGACGAUUUGAUGGGCUCCAAGCGUCGGAGCGACUCCAAGCUUCGGACCAGGUACCGGGAGAGAUGAGCGAAUCGGUGAGCGAGAUCAUCUUCUCUCAGAGCACUGAGGUGAUCGCGGAGGAGGUGCGUGAUCCACACUUGGGCCUUGUGCCGAUCUCCGAAGCGACCGAAGGGGAGCAAGGAACAGAAACAGCGGCAAUCGUGAAGAAGUGGCGGCAGACGCACGGCACGGACGGGCGCUUUCCCAAGCUUCUGGAGGAGGUGCUCGAGGCUCGUGGUCAAGCCACGCACAGUAUGACCAUUUGGGGCCACAGGCACCAGACACUGAAGCGGGUUGUGGAAUCAAACGCCUUCGAGUACAUCACUGGUGUGUUGAUUCUGGCAAACAUUGGUUUGAUUGGAGUGGAGGCUGAAAUGUCCUUGCUGCAGAUCGAGACUGCCUGGGCGCAAGACAUCGAAAGGGUGUUUCUGGCGCUUUAUACGGUGGAAUUGCUUUUGCGUUUGGCAGCCGGUGGCCGCAGAAACUUCAAAAGUGCUUGGUUCCUGCUGGACUUGUUUUUGGUUUGUGUCGGUCUGAUUGCCUUGGUCGUUGUGCCCUUGGUGGAGUCAGAGACCAGCUCCCAGGAAGGCUGGAUGCAGCUCUUGAUUGUCAGAGGUUUGCGCUUGCUGCGGCUGGCGCGUGUGCUGAGGACGGUGAAACGCUUCAAGGUGGUGUGGCGCUUGGUCUCAGGGCUACUGUCCGUUUGGGAUGUGAUGGCUUCCACGACCUUCCUGAUCCUCUUGUGGCUCUAUAUCUUCGGCUGUAUCGCUGCGGAAGUCAUCGCCAGCGAUCCGGAGUUGCAGGCCGACAGUGACACAGCAGUCAUCGUUACAAAGAACUUCAGCAGUUUGCCCCGUGCCACUUUGACCUUGCUGCAGUUCGUGACAUUGGAUGGGAUUGCCAACAUUUACUACCCACUUGUCAUGGCGAAGCCCAUCCUCAUCGUGUACUUCUUGCCGCUCCUACUUUUCCUCUCGAUCGCACUCAUGAACCUGGUGACGGCAGUUUUGGUGGAGCAUGCGCUGGAGCAUGCCUCACAAGAGGCAGAGCUCGCUCGCAUCAGGACCAAGGAACAGAUCAAGGCCACCUUGCCGGAAUUGCUAGAUAUCUUCUCGGCCUUGGAUAAGGAUGACAGCGGCUACAUCACACGAGAGGAAGUGGCCAAUGUAUCUCUCCAUGUGCUCCCGAAGACAGUCCUGGAGAAAGUUACAGUUGACAGCAUGGAGGAUAUGUUCGAGCUCUUGGAUGUGGAUGGUGGUGGCAGUUUGAGUCUUGCAGAGUUCUUGGACGGUUUGCUCCUGGUGCUACUCAUGGACAUGCCUAGUUGGGCAGUGCAGUUGCAGAAGUUGGUGAUUCCUAUUCGGAGGCAGACGAUUCAGAUCUCCAAUGAACUGGAGCUAUUGAAAAGAAGUCGUGAUCCGGCUGGGAGGAGUGAGAACUUGAUGGUUGAGAAUGCUCGUGUGUGA
Molecule: messenger RNA, 1629 nt
Organism: Durusdinium trenchii
Lineage: Eukaryota; Dinophyceae; Suessiales; Symbiodiniaceae
Source: the annotation of a GenBank genome assembly